GGUGGGGAAGAUGGCGGACAGCAGCGGUCGUGUGGGCAAGAGCGGCGGGAGUGGCACGGGGAAGGGGGCGGUGUCGGCGGAACAGGUAAUUGCUGGCUUUAAUCGCCUUCGGCAGGAACAGAGGGGCUUGGCCUCCAAAGCAGCUGAGCUGGAGAUGGAACUGAAUGAGCAUAGCCUGGUGAUCGAUACGCUGAAGGAAGUGGAUGAGACCCGCAAGUGCUACCGCAUGGUUGGCGGUGUGCUGGUAGAGCGGACGGUCAAGGAGGUGCUGCCUGCCUUGGAGGGUAACAAGGAGCAGAUACAAAAGAUCAUUGAGACACUGUCACAGCAGCUUCAGGCAAAGGGAAAAGAACUCAAUGAAUUCCGGGAAAAGCACAACAUUCGUCUUAUGGGAGAAGAUGAGAAGCCAGCAGCCAAGGAAAACUCAGAAGGAGCUGGGGCUAAGUCCAGCUCAGCAGGGGUGCUGGUCUCUUAGGGACUAAGGCCUCUGCAUUCUAUUUUACCCUGAUUCCCACUUCUAAUUUCUUUUUAUUGUUAUUAUUAUUUUUCUGCUAUUGUAAUUUUUUUGUUGUUGUUAAUUAAAUGUUUUGGUCAAAUACUUAACUGUAGCCUGAAACUCUCUUACUUAGGGCUACACUGACAGCAUACAGCUGGGCAUGGUGGCAGACAUAUCUUAGUGCUGGGGACACAACAGGAGGCAGAUCUCUGAGUUCCAGGCCAGCCCAGUGUACAAAGCGAGUCCGCAGUCAUCCAAGGCUAUAUAGUGAGACCCUGCCUCAAACAAAACAGAAAGAUAACUUGGUUUUGUUCUUUCUACCAGGUUAAUGGCUCACACUGUCAGAAAGGAGCCACAGUUUGCCUUUCCCUU
Molecule: messenger RNA, 868 nt
Organism: Rattus norvegicus (Norway rat)
Lineage: Eukaryota; Metazoa; Chordata; Mammalia; Rodentia; Muridae
Gene: Pfdn2
Product: prefoldin subunit 2
Exons: 4
Coding region: 11-475 (154 amino acids)
Biological process (GO): protein folding
Cellular component (GO): prefoldin complex; mitochondrion; nucleus
Source: RefSeq, marked provisional